AAUUUGAUGCGUUGCGUAUUGUAAUUGUUGGUUAUAUUUUCGGUUUAUUUAGAUACUAUUUUAGUGAUUUGUAACCGAUUUAAUAACGAAAAUGAGCCGAAGAAGGGCUCACGAGGAGGAUGAUGGUUAUGAAAGGGCAUACAGGAAAAGACGUCGCGUCUCCGAAAACCAAGAAAUCGAAGACAGAUUGGAAUCCUUGAUCCUUAGAGUCGGAGAAAAGAGCACGUCCUCCUUAGAAAGUAACCUAGAAGGCUUGGCUAGCGUUUUAGAAGCCGAUCUGUCCACAUUUAGAGCUAAGAUACUUCGAAUAUUGACUGACUGUGCGAUCCGAAUGCCCGAAAAAUGCACCAUUUACACGACCUUAGUAGGCUUAUUGAACGCGAAAAACUACCAUUUCGGCGGCGAAUUCGUCGAAUACAUGGUAAAAAGCUUCAAAGAAUCCCUCAAACAAUGCAAAUGGGACGCCGCCCGAUACGCCCUAAGGUUCCUCGCAGACUUAGUAAAUUGCCACGUAAUAUCCGCCACUUCCCUGCUACAACUACUAGAUAAUAUGAUAGACGCAGCGAAUGAAGACAGCGUCCCACAGGUGAGACGAGAUUACUACGUAUUCGCCGUGCUAAGCACCCUACCUUGGGUGGGCAGGGAGCUCUACGAGAAAAAAGAGAAAGCCUUGGAACAUCUGAUGAUACAAAUCGAGAUAUUCCUCAACAAGCGACACAAGAAACACCACAACGCUCUACGAGUGUGGGCCAACGACGCGCCCCACCCGCAAGAGGAGUACCUCGACUGCCUGUGGGCCCAGCUGAGGAAAUUGAAGCAGGACAAUUGGGCGGAGAAGCACAUCCCGAGGCCCUAUUUAGCGUUCGAUUCCACGCUGUGCGAAGCCCUGCAGCACAACCUACCGUCGAUCAUACCCCCGCCGCACCACGACGGCUACGAGUACCCCAUGCCCUGGGUGGUGUUCAGGCUGUUCGAUUACACCGACUGCCCGGAGGGGCCGCUGUUGCCGGGCGCGCACUCCAUCGAGCGCUUCCUCAUCGAGGAGCACCUGCACUCGAUCAUCGAGCUCUACCAUUUGGAGAGGAAAGAUUGCGCCGCGCACCUGUUGAAUUUCCCCUACAAAUUGAAGAUACCGCUCGAGUAUUGCAUCGUCGAGGUGAUCUUCGCCGAGCUGUUCCACAUGCCGGCGCCGCGCUACCUGGACAUCGCCUACGGGGCGAUUUUGAUCGAGCUGUGCAAGAUCCAGCCGUCGACUAUGCCGCAGGUGUUGGCCCAGGCCACGGAGAUGCUGUUCAUGCGCAUCGAUACGAUGAACGUGUCGUGUUUCGAUAGGUUCGUUCAGUGGUUCUCGUACCAUUUGAGCAAUUUCCAGUUCAGGUGGUCGUGGGAGGAUUGGGACGCUUGCCUGAGCUUGGACGACGAGCAUCCCAAGCCUAAGUUUAUCAGAGAGACGAUUUUGAGGUGUAUGAGAUUGUCGUAUUUCCAGAGGAUUAGGGAAAUUUUACCGGAGAGUUUCCAGAAAUUUAUACCGGCUAAGACGGAGUCCGAUUACAAAUACGCCCAAGACGGCGCCGCGAAUCUACCGGGCACGGAGGCGGCCCACAAGCUGGUGGUGUCGAUCAGACAGAAGUGCACGCCCGAGGAGGUGCUGGCGGUGCUGAAGGACCUGCCGAAUCCGCGAUCGGACGAAGAAGGCGACGGCAGAUUCAAUCCUCUGAAGAUCGACGUGUUCGUGCAGACGCUGCUCAAUUUGGGCUCGAAGAGUUUCUCGCACAGCUUCGCGGCCAUAUCGAAGUUCCACUACGUGUUCAAGAUACUGGCCGAGUCCGAAGAGGCGCAGAUAUGCGUGUUGCGCAACAUGUUCGAGCUGUGGCACCACCACCAGCAGAUGAUGGUCGUGCUGAUCGAUAAGAUGCUGAAGACCCAGAUCGUCGAGUGUUCGGCCGUGGCCAAUUGGAUAUUCUCCAAGGAGAUGACGUCGGAGUUCACGAAGAUGUACCUGUGGGAGAUCCUGCACCUGACCAUCAAGAAGAUGAACAAGCACGUGAUCAAAUUGGGCGGCGAGCUGACGGAGGCGCGCGAGAAGUUGGCGCGCGCCGAAUCGAGCGAGAGCGAAAGCGAGGAGGACGAGGCGAAGAAGAAGCCCGAGGACGCGGAGAAGCCGACCGAGGAGAUGGUCGAGCGGAUGGAGGAGAAGCUGGAGGGGGCGCAGGCCGAUCAGAAGAAUCUGUUUCUGAUCAUCUUCCAGAGGUUCAUCAUGAUUUUGUCGGAGCAUUUGGUGCGUUGCGACACCGACGGUAAGGAUUACAAUACGCAUUGGUACAAGUGGACCAUCGGGAGGUUGCAACAGGUUUUUUUGGCUCAUCACGAGCAAGUGCAAAAGUACAGCUCUACAUUGGAGACUCUGCUGUUCACCCAAGACUUGGACCAUCAUAUCCUCGAAGUUUUCCAACAGUUCGUGUCGUUGAAGGCUUAGCGACCGGAUUAUUUAAAUAUUGUUCAUUUUAUAUUUUAUUUGCGUGGAAAAGAAGUUUUAUUAGCGUUCCAUAUCGUACGGACGAAAUGUAUUUGAUUGAAUAAAAAGGAGAAAAAAUA
Messenger RNA from Phyllotreta striolata, 2595 nucleotides. The record is from the annotation of a GenBank genome assembly. Lineage: Eukaryota; Metazoa; Arthropoda; Insecta; Coleoptera; Chrysomelidae.